This is a messenger RNA of Serendipita indica DSM 11827, 771 nucleotides long. The record is from the annotation of a GenBank genome assembly. Lineage: Eukaryota; Fungi; Basidiomycota; Agaricomycetes; Sebacinales; Serendipitaceae.
AUGGGCGAACAACCGGCUGCAGCCACACGCAUGGCGGAAAUCUCGACCUUGUUUCCAGCAGGUCAAGGGGACUUUCUAGUCACCUCCGCCGACAGGAUGCUCUUCUAUGUACACCAAACAGCGUUGCUGCACGCGUCAGGCAACUUUAAAGCGGCAUUCGAGAAGUCUGCAAGCGAAGCUACCGCUGGAGCCAUUCCUGCCUUGAAGAUGGAGGAAAAUGCGGUAACACUGGAGAUUCUUUUUCAAUAUGUUUACCAGGAUCGGCAAAGUCCAUCUAUUGGUGACGUGCAUAUACUCAACAACGUCUUUCGUGCCGCGAGGAAAUACGAAAUGGAGGAGUGCUGCAACACUGCGAAAGAGUCUCUUGGAGACUCGCCUCCACCAAGGGAGGAUUAUUCAGCCGCUAUACACGAGGCACGCUUUGCUUUACGCGAGUGCCUGAAAGGUGACCUGGCGAGCCAUAUCAAAGACGCCUCUGGAAUUCAGGUUCCGGCUGAUCUAGUGGUCUAUGUCAUGAGGUUGCGAAGAGAACGAGCGGCGUGGUUCUCCUCAAAGUUGGAUAGCUGGCCAUGGCCAACAGAGGGUUGCCAUAAUUGCUACCGUGGAUAUGCCGAGAUUCGUAUGCAGCUGGAGAAGGAGCUGGCAUUCUCCUUGGACUAUAAAGCGAAGCAAGUCGUCAUAGAUCCUCGCGAACGUGCUCCAGUCAACACCAUAUCCCUGAAGCAACCCGAGAGCUCAUACAAGCUUGGGAUGCCGAGUGGUUCGAGAUGA